This is a messenger RNA of Striga hermonthica, 4473 nucleotides long. Lineage: Eukaryota; Viridiplantae; Streptophyta; Magnoliopsida; Lamiales; Orobanchaceae. The record is from the annotation of a GenBank genome assembly.
AUGGUGAGAAAGCAUGGUUGGCAGUUGCCUGCACACACCUUUCAGGUUGUUGCCAUCACGGUAUUCUGCUUGCUGGUGGUAGCAUUUUAUGCCUUCUUUGCCCCUUUUCUUGGAGGUAGAAUAUGGGAGUAUGUUCUGAUUGGUGCCUAUUCACCAGUGGCACUGUUGGUUUUCAUUCUUUAUGUCCGGUCCACUGCAAUUAAUCCUGCUGACCCUGGUAUCAUGUUUAAAUUUGAUCCCGAUUUAAUGCACGAGACUAAUGAAAAGCACGGAUUAAGUGCCGCUGGUCAGACCACAAAAUAUGAUGGAGUCAGCAUUGGGACUCAUUCAUGUGCAUCUUCACCUUCCCGAAGCUCCUUUGCAGGAGCUAACUCUGGCAGGAAAGGUUCGGUUGAGUCUUUAAAGUCCAAUGCGCAAGUCCAAUCUCCAAAAAGGAGCUCCACUUGCUGUUUUCUUGGAGGAAUAUUCUGUGCUAUAUUUGUUCUUGAAGAUUGCCGCAAACAAGACGGGGCAGAUGAUCAAGAAGGUACGGGUGAGGAUGCAUUGUUUUGCACGCUAUGCAAUGCAGAGGUUCGCAAGUUCAGCAAACAUUGUCGAAGUUGUGACAAGUGUGUGGAUGGAUUUGAUCACCAUUGUCGUUGGCUAAAUAACUGUGUGGGUCGGAAGAACUAUGUAACGUUCAUCUCACUUAUGGCCGUGAGUUUAGUAUGGCUCGUACUUGAAGCUGGAGUUGGUAUUGGUGUUCUGGUUCGUUGCUUUGUCAAUAAGAGUCAUAUGGAAGCUGAAAUAGUCGAUAAGCUUGGAAAUGGUUUCACUCGUGCCCCAUUUGCGACUGUUGUGGCUUUAUGUACAGCGGUCUCUGUGUUGGCCUGCGUUCCAUUAGGGGAGCUUUUCUUUUUCCACAUGAUAUUAAUUAGAAAGGGCAUUACAACUUAUGAAUAUGUUGUGGCAAUGCGAGCCAUUAGUGAAGCACCGGCUGGAGCAUCAGUAGAUGAGGAACUCCCAAAUAUCUUAUAUUCUCCAUCUGGAUCUGCCACUACUGGUUUUAGCGGUGGUAGCUCUUUGGGACUUCAAUACAAAGGAGCAUGGUGCACCCCACCUAGAGUCUUCGUAGAUUACCAGGAAGAAGUUGCUCCGCAGCUGGGUCCCGGUAUGGUUCCAUCAACAGUCGACCCGGAUGCUAACGAUAUUAAUAAGGGUAAAAAGGGACCGAAAAAGGGCGUCAAAAUCAGUGCUUGGAAGCUCGCCAAGCUGGAUUCGAACGAGGCCAUGAGAGCCGCAGCCAAAGCCAGAGCCUCAUCCUCUGUUCUGCGCCCGCUCGAAAAUCGGCGUGGGCCCGACUCCGAACUCAGCUCUAGCGAGAACGCAAGCAUUCGCAGUAGCAUGAGUGCUGACACAGCUGGAGUAAAUAACAACAGUAAUAAAGACUCACACUUGAGAAAAGACUCUUAUGCCCCCAGCCAGAGCCAAGCCAGCCGGGACGAGUACGAGACAGGCACCCAGAGUGCAAGCAGCUUCAGCAGCCCGGCCCAUGGUCACGAGUCGGUCACACUCAGCCCGCUCCCCCAGCCUCGUGACUCGAACCAACAGCUGAAUAGUAGCUUGGUUUUGGGGUUCAGAAACAGACCGGGGAUCGAGCAGAGGAAUAAUAGCAUUGCAGAUCCACUUCUGCUCGUGGGCCCCACUGUUCAGGCGGCCUCGUUAAUUAGGGACGUGAAGAGAACAUCGGUCGUUUGGGAUCAGGAAGCCGGGCGGUACGUGUCGGUUCCAGUGACUGCUGCCGAGGCUCGUAAAAAGACGAUUUUACCCUCCACGGGCAAUCAAGAUGGUGGUGGUAAUAAUAAGGCUUCUUCUGGGGCGAAACAGUCGGAUAAACUGAUGUACACUGGGGAGUCGAUUUUUUUUGGGGGCCCGCUUUUGGGUGGCCCAAUGAAAGAUGGGCCGAGAAGUGAAGGGGCGUCUAGCUCGAGAGAAGGGAUGGAUAGGUACUCGAUAGGUUUGCCGAGGGAAUCGAGGUUUAAGAGGGACUCUGUCUCGAACCAGCUUCCGAUUUUUGUUCCUGGGAAUUUCGACUCGAAUCUUCCUUCCGUAUCAGGCAUGAAGUCCGUAGCUAUGGAGAGAUCCGACGUGAAGGAUUUCAAUGACUUCAUCAGCGCCUCUACCAGCUCAGCUUCUGUGGUUGAUUUUCUUCAAACUGGGGAAGAGUUGAAUGAGUAUCAUUUGUUUGAGAAAGAUGAGGGCUCAGGAUUAGGAUCAUUAUCUGAGUUAGAUGAUUUGGCCACUACAUUUGCAAAGUUGAACAAAGAUGUUUCAGGACCAAGACAUCCUGGAGUUAUUGGUGAUCGAGGAUCUGGAUCAUUCUCUAGGGGGAGUUCAUCAGCUACAGAAUGGACGAGAGAUGCAGACUUUCCUGAUUGGUUAGACCAUCACAUAUCCGAUUCUGAAUGUUACGAAGAAAGCAACAGAUGGUCAUCCCAACCUCAUCUCUCAUCUAUGAUGAAUCUUCCGGAAUCUAAACUGUUACACCGAACAUCGUCGUACCCCAUCCAACAGCAACAGUUGCCCCACUUCUCUAGUGACCCAACUUUAUACCCAAAGCAGUCUUUCACUUCCUUCCCUCCACCAGGUUCCCAACAAAUCUCGCGCAACAAUUUGCAUUAUCUCAACUUGUCGUCACCUCUUCCCAGUGGGCCACCAUCGCCUUUCUCCACACAGAGCAGCUCACCAUUUUCUAGCUCCUCUGCCCAUUUGCCUGGCUUGUCUCAUGGGUACCAUUAUAAUAACACUAACUUGGCACACCUAAUUUCCCCUAAUCUAUCUCUUCAUAACAAUCACCUCCAAAACCACGGGAUUAGCCGGGCCGGGCUCCUUCACAGCGACCACUCAGUCCUCCUACGCAAUAUCCGGCAGCAACAGUACCAAAACGAGUGGUUAUUACCUUCACACCUAACUUCUCCGCAGGUCCUGAGGCGGCACCUCUCGUUACAAUCAUCUUUACCCCAUUAUUCAGCUCUACAGUCUGGAAUAUUCAACAGUGCCCCUUUACAGCCCCAUCGGAAUAAAUAUGCUGCUGCUGAUAGGAAAGAGUCAAAACAACACAGAUCGACCCAAAAGGGGAAAAAUUCCGUGCGGUUCUCGAAUUAUGGUGGUUCAGAAGGUAGUGGGAGCAGCAAUGUGGCACAAUUUCGAUCCAAGUACAUGACGGCUGAUGAAAUCGAUAGCAUCCUUAAACUGCAGCAAGCUGCGGCCCACGCAAACGAUCCUUAUGUGGACGAUUACUACCACCAGGCCCGCCUCGCCAAGAAAUCGGCCGAGACGAGGUCGAAAUUCCGUUUUUGCCCCUCCCACUCGAGGGAACAGUCGGGGUCCCGGUCCCGCAACAAUCCCGAGCCGCAGCCGCACCUCCGUGUCGACGCUCACGGGCGGGUCUGUUUCUCUUCCGUUCGUAGGCCCGGCCCGCUUCUCAAUGCGGACCCUCCUCCAUUAGCAUGUGGGGAUAGUGACCCUGAGCAAAAACCUUCCGGAAAGUCCCUGGAGCAAGAGCCAAUGCUCGCGGCUCGGGUGACAAUCGAGGAUGGUUUUUGCCUCCUUCUCGAUGUGGACGACAUUGACCGGAUUAUGCAGUCCAGUCAGCAUCAGGAGGGUGGUGGGGUCCAGUCCAGGCGCAAGCGCCAUAUUCUACUCGAAGGCCUGGCCGCUUCCCUUCAGCUGGUGGACCCGCUCGGGAAAGGGGGAAACUCGGUCGGGUUGUCCCCGAAGGACGAUAUUGUUUUUCUACGGAUUGUCUCUGUCGCCAAGGGUUGUAAGCUCAUUUCUAGGUUCCUCCAGCUCCUUCUUCCGGGCAGCGAGCUUGCCCGGAUAGUUUGCAUGGCCAUUUUCCGACACCUUAGAUUUCUGUUCGGGGGCCUUCCGGAUGAUUCCGAGGCGGCUGAUACCAUCAAUGCCCUGGCUAAAACGGUCGCUGUUUGUGUUAACGGUAUGGACCUUAAUGCCCUCAGUGCUUGUCUUGCAGCUGUAGUUUGCUCAUCCGAACAGCCACCACUUCGCCCUUUUGGGAGUCUGUCUGGUGAUGGAGCUUCGGUUAUCUUGAAAUCUGUUUUGGAACGAGCUACUCAAUUGUUGAAUGAUCGUCAGUCAACUGUUAACAGUUUCACCGUGGCUAAUCCCGCCCUAUGGCAGGCCUCGUUCGAUGCUUUCUUUGGUCUUCUGACGAAAUAUUGUGCAAGUAAAUAUGAUAGUAUAAUGCAGUCGAUUAUUGCACAAAACCCACAGAAUACAGAGAUAGUUUAUGCAGAGGGCGCCAGAGCUGCCAGCCGGGAGAUGCCAGUUGAGCUCCUGCGAGCCAGUGUCCCGCACACUGACGAGAGCCAAAAGAAGUUGUUAAUAAAUUUUGCUCGACGAUCGAUGUCUGUCACUGGUCUCAACGGCCAUGGUGGGAAUAGCGGGCAAGCGAUAACUGAUAGAAGUUUGUGA